Euleptes europaea (tarantolino) is the source of this 1347-nucleotide messenger RNA. It is a transcript of the gene SYT12, whose product is annotated as synaptotagmin 12. Lineage: Eukaryota; Metazoa; Chordata; Lepidosauria; Squamata; Sphaerodactylidae. Gene Ontology annotation, biological process: regulation of dopamine secretion; cellular response to calcium ion; calcium-ion regulated exocytosis. The record is from RefSeq and is a predicted model, not a curated record. Gene Ontology annotation, molecular function: phosphatidylserine binding; SNARE binding; calcium-dependent phospholipid binding. The transcript has 7 exons. The coding region runs from base 31 to 1293 and encodes 420 amino acids.
AGACCAUCGCUCUAGCCCAGGAUAGCAGCCAUGGACAACAACAUUGCUGAACACCAACUCAGCGUCAUAAAGAGCCCACCUGGAUGGGAAAUAGGCGUCUAUAUUACUGGUGCACUUGCUCUGCUGGGAAUAGCUGGCGUAAACCUGUGGAAGCUUUGGAAAUCUGGCAGCUACCCUGCCCCAUCUCCAUUUCCAAAUUAUGACUACAGAUACCUGGAGCAAAAGUAUGGGGCUACGUAUUCUCAGAUCAAGCAAAAGAGAGGUAUGAACAACUUCCGAAAGGCUGGAGAAAGGACAUCUCCUCUUCGCAAGCCAAGUUUGAAAAUGGACGAUACCUUUGAAAACAUCAAUGAGUUAGGCACUCUGGAGUUGAUGAACAGAGACCUGGAGUUAGCACCGUACGGACCCCUGAAAAAGUCCAUCUCAACGGACUCUCUCAGUUCCAUCUCCUCCAUUGGAAAUAAUUUUGGCCAAGAGUUCACAGUCGGGCAAGUGGAAGUCAAUAUGGAAUACAAUGUAAACUCCAACACCUUGCAUGUAACUCUGCUGCAAGGGAAAGAUCUCAUGGAGAAGGAAGACAUCAACUUUGAGUCCUGCUUUGUGCGCAUCAGUUUGCUUCCAGAUGAACAGAUCGUUGGCAUUUCUAGGAUCCAAAGAAACGCCUACUCGGUCUUCUUCGACGAGAGGUUUUCAAUCCCCUUGGAUCCGGCUGCCCUGGAGGAAAACCGAUUGAGAUUUUCGGUCUUUGGCAUUGAUGAGGAUGAGAGAAACAUCAGCACUGGUGUAGCUGAGCUAAAGUUGUCAGACUUGGAUCUCUCUAUCCGGCCUUUCAAUGCAUGGCUGUAUCUGCAGGAUAUGAACAAGGCAACUGAUUCUGUGGGUGAAAUCUUGCUUUCGCUUAGUUAUCUACCAACAGCAGAGCGAUUGACGGUAGUUGUGGUUAAGGCCAAGAAUCUGGUGUGGACCAAUGGCAAAAUGACUGCAGAUCCUUUUGUGAAAGUGUACUUGCUGCAGGAUGGGAGGAAGAUCAGCAAGAAGAAGACAGCGACAAAAAGAGAUGACACAAACCCGGUGUUUAAUGAAGCCAUGAUUUUCUCAGUGCCAGCAAUCGUCCUGCAGGAGUUAUCUCUGCGGGUGACUGUGGCAGAAUGUUGUGAAGAUGGGAGAGCUGAAAACAUUGGCCAUGUUGUCAUAGGUCCAGCAGCAGGUGGCAUGGGCAUCACGCACUGGAACCAGAUGUUGGCCACCUUGAGGAAGCCAGUGUCCAUGUGGCACCCACUUCGACGAAGCUAAAGACAUACUCGCACCUUGGUGUGAAUAUUCCUUCAUGGUGCCUAAACUCUUCCA